AUAUGCAUUUAAUAAUCCUGCUUCGGUAUCAACUGAAGCUGGUAAACUCAAACAACGUUCAGAGAAUCUAUGUGAGCGAAUGAUGGGUAUGCAACCUGAACAAUGGUUGAUAUGUCUGUGGAAUUCAGAGUAAGUAUGCUUUUAUAUUAAUAAAUGUAACAAACUAAUGGAUCGAUUAGUGAGUUGACUUAAUUAACAUGUUUUGUUCUGUAGUGAUCACUGGUUGACAAUUAUGAUUCAUGCCAAUACUCAAAGUGUUGCAUAUCUUGACUCGACGAAUGACUUUAUCCGAACUGAUAUUAUGAAAUGUAUCCAAAAUGCUGUGGACAUGUACAGGAUCGAAAAAAAUAUACGAAACAAGGGUCCAGUAAAAAUCAACCAAUACACGUGUCGACAGCAGCCGGAUGGAGUACAAUGUGGUUAUUAUGUUAUGAAGAUUAUCCAGAGUUUCAUGACUAUUGUUAAUCCUGCAAGUUUUUUGAAAAAUCAUUUCAAGUUAGAUGCUCCUUAUAGUAACGAGGAGAUCAAUGUCGUACGGGAUGAGUGGGCCGAAUUUGUGAAGCCUUUGAUUAUAGAUUAAGUACUUAAGGUUACUACACUUUUCUUAUAAUACAUGAGUAACAAGUUUUAUGAUUAUUGUUAUCUUUUGCAUAUAUUAUUAGUUUAUAUUUAGUUUACGAUAUACAUGGAAUUUAAGUUUUAGAAUCGAUUUUAUUAAUAAUUUUGGUAUUGUGUGAUUAGUUAAUAGAAUCGAUUACUAAUUUUAUAUAA
This is a messenger RNA of Cannabis sativa, 771 nucleotides long. RefSeq lists its product as uncharacterized. The coding region runs from base 233 to 580 and encodes 115 amino acids. The transcript is spliced from 3 exons. The record is from RefSeq and is a predicted model, not a curated record. Gene Ontology annotation, biological process: proteolysis. Lineage: Eukaryota; Viridiplantae; Streptophyta; Magnoliopsida; Rosales; Cannabaceae. Gene Ontology annotation, molecular function: cysteine-type peptidase activity.